UUAUAACAGGAUAUCUCACUGGCGCGAAAAACGCACUGUGUGGCUUUCUAUUACACAUUGUGGGGCGGAACUAGUGCCUGUUGUUGGAGCCCCGGCGUUUUUUUUUUGCUUUUUUUCUGCUAAACUAAGGCAAAAGUACAGACUGCGUCGAAACACCGCAUCUCUGGAUCCAGCAACAACUCAGACAGCUUUUAUCCGCUUGAUCUCCACCAGUGGACACUUUGCUCUUUGGCUGCUGAGGGAUUUUCCAUGCCCUGAAUUUCGCAUUAGGAUUUUGCGGAGAGCCGGUUGUUCUUCAGAGGCCACUGGUGUCAUUUGAUCAUUUCUGGGGAUAAACUCUCGAGGAUUUUAUCAGCUUGAAAAUGGAGUUAGACUGGUUCCAGCACUAUUUUCUCGAUGAUUUUGACACUGAGGAGGAUUUUUACAAAUCAACCGCACCAAGCGAGGACAUUUGGAAAAAGUUCGAGCUGCUGCCCACCCCUCCCAUGUCUCCCACCCGGACUCUGAGCGGUGCUGCUCUGCACCCCUCGUCGGGAGACAAGCGGAGCUGGCUGUCCAAGGUCCUGGGUCAGGACGAGGAGUGCGAGGGUCAGUUCAUUCCGGACACGGAGGAGCUGUUCGGCAACCUCAGCUCUAUCAUCAUCCAGGACUGCAUGUGGAGUAGUUUCUCUGCAAGUAAGCAGCUUGAGAAGGUCAACGGGAGGCUGUCAGCUGCGGCACAGACCAGCGUCCCUCCGGUGGCACAGAUCUCCAUGAGACCGAGCAAAGCGCAGUGCGUCUCGCCCGGUGGCCCGCUCGCCACCUCGGCGACAGACUGCGUCGACCCCGCGGCUGUUCUCACCUUCCCGGCAAACAGCUGCAGGAAGCCGGCGUCGUCUGGCUCCGAGUCUCGCUCUGAUUCCUCUGAUGAUGAAGAGGAAAUUGAUGUGGUCACUGUUGAGAGCAAGCAGAACCGGGUGCGGCUGGUGAACGUCCGAAAACCAGUGACCAUCACGGUCCGUGCAGACCCCUGCCCAAAACGCUUCCACAUGUCUGUGCACCGGCAGCAGCACAACUACGCCGCCCGCUCCCCAGACAGUGAGCCAGAACCUGAAGAGGAAGAGGAGGAAGAGGAGGAGGAGGAGGAGGAGGAAGAGGAAGAGUACGAGGAAGAGCCCCAAAGCAAACGUACAUGCACAGCAUCCAGUCAGCAUCUGGGCUCAUUGUCUUGUGUCUCCCACCUAUCCUCCCCCUCGGAGACUCCUCAGAACUCAGACACAGAGGACACUGACCGCAGGAGGAACCACAACUUCCUGGAGAGGAAGAGGAGGAACGACCUCAGGUCCCGCUUCCUCGCCCUGCGGGAUCAGAUCCCCGGUCUGGAGUCGGCCAAGACUCCAAAGGUGGCCAUCCUGACUCAGGCAACAGAGUACCUCACAGAGCUGCACACCAGGGAGAAACGGCAGCUCCAGGAGAGGAAACGCCUCAAAGCCCGACAGCAGCAGCUUCUCCGCAGGUUAUCUGAGCUGAAGCGCUCUUGAGGCGCAAACGAGUGUGCUUCCAAAAUAAACUCCUUUACACAGUCCAGAACUUUAUUCUCAAGUUACCUGUCACUUUUGAAAAGCUACCGUUUUUAUAUAACAACAUGCCUCAUGUAAAUAGCUGUGAUUUUUUUUGUUUUGUUUGGAAUACAUUUAAAAUGCUGUGGGCUUCCUAUGAAUUGACUGUGCUGGCCUAUGAACCUGUUAUUGGGGAGGAGCAGUUAAAUCUCAGUGUGUUGUGUUGGUUUUUUUUAAUUUGCACAGUGUUUUAGUCAUGGACAGGGGUUAAAUUGAAUUGAUUUUUUUAAAUAGCUAUGACCAAGAUAUUUCCUGGUAUGCUGUGAUGGGAAAUGAGAGCAGAGUGUGUUAAUAGUUUACCAGUGUGGUAGUGAAUUUGUAGCCUUGAGAAUGGGUGUGGAGGUUGUUUGAGAUGUCUUCAUUUCAUCAUUGCACACUUACAUUGGAGUGAAGUGUAAAGGCCUUGCUGUGUACAUAUGGGUGAGUGAGUCAGUUGUAGGUUUGUUUGUUUUUUUUUUUUUUAUGACUGACUGUUUGAUGUACAAAUUGUUCUGUAAAUUAGAGCUUAUCACUCCUGGUGAAGGAGGCAAAAAUCAAGAGUUGGCACCGAGCUUUUCUCCUCCUGGAUGACGUGCCACCAGGCAUCAAGGAGCAUCUAUUUUGUUAAGAAAAUAAGAAAAAUUGACAAAAAAAAAGUAAUAAGUAGCACUGCUGUACUUUAUAUUCACACGUCACUUUGUGAUUUCAAUGCUUCUUCUGAUUUUGGUUGAUUUUAAAGCAUGCUAAUAGCAACAUUAAAUUUUAUACCACAUUUGCAUACAAACCUUCUUUGUUUUUUAUUUAAAUAAAACACAUUACACUGUUGGAAAUAA
This is a messenger RNA of Thunnus maccoyii (southern bluefin tuna), 2410 nucleotides long. RefSeq names its product MYCL proto-oncogene, bHLH transcription factor a (gene mycla). Gene Ontology annotation, biological process: regulation of transcription by RNA polymerase II. Bases 363 to 1520 code for a protein of 385 amino acids. The record is from RefSeq and is a predicted model, not a curated record. The transcript is spliced from 3 exons. Gene Ontology annotation, molecular function: RNA polymerase II cis-regulatory region sequence-specific DNA binding; DNA-binding transcription factor activity, RNA polymerase II-specific; protein dimerization activity. NCBI's taxonomy places the organism in Eukaryota, Metazoa, Chordata, Actinopteri, Scombriformes, Scombridae.